AUGGCCUCCACCUCAGAACUUGCCUGUAUCUACAGGGCAUUCAUCCUGCACAGCGACAAAGUCACUGUGACUGAAGACAAACUCAAUGCCCUGAUUAAGACGGCUGGUCUAACUAUUGAGCCUUUCUGGCUUAGUCUGUUUGCCAAGGCAUUGGCUAAUAUUGACAGCAAUAGUCUGAUCUGCAAUGUUGGUGCUGGUGAUAGUGCCCCAGCUGCUGUAGCAGCUGUUUCCACUGCUGCCCCUGUUGCUGCUGAAGAAAAAAAGGAAGAGAAGAAACUGGAGGAAUCUGAAGAGUCUGAUGAUGACAUGGGCUUUGGUCUCUUUGAUUAA
Molecule: messenger RNA, 330 nt
Organism: Carcharodon carcharias (great white shark)
Lineage: Eukaryota; Metazoa; Chordata; Chondrichthyes; Lamniformes; Lamnidae
Product: 60S acidic ribosomal protein P1-like
Exons: 1
Coding region: 1-330 (109 amino acids)
Biological process (GO): cytoplasmic translation; translational elongation
Cellular component (GO): ribosome; cytosolic large ribosomal subunit
Molecular function (GO): protein kinase activator activity; ribonucleoprotein complex binding; structural constituent of ribosome
Source: RefSeq, a predicted model, not a curated record